Penicillium expansum is the source of this 1038-nucleotide messenger RNA. Its product is annotated as zinc-binding alcohol dehydrogenase family protein. NCBI's taxonomy places the organism in Eukaryota, Fungi, Ascomycota, Eurotiomycetes, Eurotiales, Aspergillaceae. The transcript has a single exon. Bases 1 to 1038 code for a protein of 345 amino acids. Gene Ontology annotation, molecular function: oxidoreductase activity, acting on NAD(P)H. The record is from RefSeq and is a predicted model, not a curated record.
AUGACUGCAACACACCAAGCCGCUAUCCUACCACAGAAGGGCGGUCCCCUGUCUAUUGAGAAGCGCGCCACACCCGAGCCCGGUCCCAAUGAGGUCCUCAUCGAAGUCAAGGCGGUCGCCUUGAACCCCGUCGACUAUUACCAGCGUGACUUCGGCCUGCCCCCUGUGCCUAUCUACCCAGCUGUGAUCGGGUCCGAUACUUCUGGUCUCAUCACAAAGGUGGGGUCCAAUGUCUCCACAGCUCCCGCUCCAGGAAGCCGAGUUAUUGCAUUUGCCUCAUCAUUCUACCAGAAUGGCUCGCCAGACCACGGUGCCUUCCAAAAAUAUGCUCUAGCACAAUCCGAAGGCGUCAUCGCGCUUCCAGAGCACCUCUCGUUCGAGGAAGGUGCUGUCUUCCCCUUGGCUGUCUUAACCGCCUUGACAGCCUGGACCACCAUCGGCAUCUCGCUGGAUACAAAGUACACCCCACAGGAUACACAGGCGGUGCUGAUUUGGGGCGGAGCGAGUAGCGUAGGCACUUUCGCCAUUCAAUCAGCCAAGUCACUCGGCUUCACCGUUUACGCCACUGCCAGUCCCAGGCACCAUGAUUACCUCAAGACGCUUGGAGCGCAUGCGGUUUUUGACUAUAAAGCGAGCGAUGUCGUCUCACAGAUUGUCGAAGCUGUGAGGAAGGAUGGUGUCAAUCUGCACACUGCACACUGUGUUGUUAAUGGAGGUCUGCAGCCAACGCUAGACGUUCUUAAAGAAACAAAGGGCGAUGCAGCUGCUAAGGUUGCUCAUUCGCCUAUCUUACCCGCGGAUCAUCCGACGCUCGAGAACACGGAGAUUAAAUUCAAUUUUCCAUCGAUGGAUCCGACUGAGAGGGGCAAGCAUAUGUACCUAUGCUUCCACGGAUGGCUAAAAGACGGUCUGAAGUCCGGUUCAGUUGUUCCCAGUCCGGCUCUCCAAAUUGAGGGUGGCAGUCUAGAAGGUUUGAACCCAGCACUGGAUAAGUUGAAGGCUGGUGUCAGUGGGGCUAAGAUUGUUUUGUCAAUCUGA